Molecule: messenger RNA, 864 nt
Organism: Mangifera indica (mango)
Lineage: Eukaryota; Viridiplantae; Streptophyta; Magnoliopsida; Sapindales; Anacardiaceae
Product: 60S ribosomal protein L22-2-like
Exons: 3
Coding region: 198-509 (103 amino acids)
Biological process (GO): cytoplasmic translation
Cellular component (GO): ribosome
Molecular function (GO): RNA binding; structural constituent of ribosome
Source: RefSeq, a predicted model, not a curated record
AAACCCCUAACACGCGGGCCCGGCGCGGCUCAGUGAAAAAACCCCUGUGUGCCGAAAUCUCACGAAAAGGAAGAGUUAAACGACAUCGCAUUUAUACAGAACCAGAAACCCUCCUGUUUCUUCUUGCAUUCUUAGCACAACCACAGCUGCCCGGCAGAGUCCUUGUUGAUUCAGAGUCGCGGAGAGGAGAAGCGAAAAUGAAUCGCGGAGCAGCAGCAGGAGCCAGGGGAAAAAAGAAGGGAGCGACGUUCGUGAUAGACUGCGCGAAGCCAGUGGAGGAUAAAAUCAUGGACAUUGCAUCUCUGGAAAAGUUCCUCCAGGAAAGGAUUAAGGUAGGUGGCAAGGCUGGUGCUCUUGGUGACUCCGUGACUGUUCUGCGGGAGAAGACGAAGAUUACUGUCACAUCAGAUAGUAACUUCUCUAAGAGGAACCUGGAAACCAAGAUUUUGAUCGACAUUACUUGGGUACCAUUUUUUCACUAUUUCCAGGUAUUUAAAGUACUUGACUAAGAAGUACUUGAAGAAACACAAUGUGCGUGAUUGGCUUCGGGUGAUUGCAUCAAACAAGGACCGAAGUGUCUAUGAGUUGCGGUACUUCAAUAUUGCCGAGAAUGAGGGAGAGGAGGAAGACUAAAGAUCCAUACAAGUAUUUUCUCACAUUAACUAUCUGAAUUACUCAUUCUGGGACUUCCGUUUUCCUUUUUCUUUCUCUGCAAUCAAACCUAUGGACUUUUUUGGAUUGUUUGUUGAUCCUUGUUAGUUUACGUUAUGUCAAAAUUUUGCUUACUGAUUAAAUAGUUAGUUUUAUGUAUCAUUUAGUUCCUUUAAAUCUAUGACUCAUUACAUAUGGCUUUUUAGCACAAAA